Molecule: messenger RNA, 1267 nt
Organism: Cryptomeria japonica (Japanese cedar)
Lineage: Eukaryota; Viridiplantae; Streptophyta; Pinopsida; Cupressales; Cupressaceae
Product: pectinesterase inhibitor 10
Exons: 1
Coding region: 161-955 (264 amino acids)
Molecular function (GO): enzyme inhibitor activity
Source: RefSeq, a predicted model, not a curated record
UGCUACUAAUUUCACCAAACCAGUGAUUCACCAAACCACUGUUGUCAUUCGGUGUCACUGAAAACGGAGUACGACACGCUACGCCACGACGACUGACCAUUUCAAAUGAUGCGGAUCAUUUUUUCCCCAAAUCCAAGUUUUUCUUAAUUCAUCUCAUUCAAUGAAAAAACAGCAAUUCGCUGCCAUGAGCGAAGGGGAUCUGUACAGUCUUAAAAACUACGAGAAAAUCGGGGCUGUGCGGCCAUUAAGCAACGGCCACGAUACAGUGUUCCAAUGGAGGAAGAAAGCCCUGGUCAUUUUUCUCGUGAUGUGCUCCAUAGUCCUCAUCCUUAGCGCAAUAUUUGUAGGAACGGGAUUCUUCAAGCCGAAAAACGCCCUACCAAACGAAGAAAGCAGCGGUCUUGGUGGGACUCGAUCUCCAGAUCUAAUCGAAUUGGUGUGCAACAAAACCCUAUAUUUCGAGGCCUGCAAUUCGUCUCUGUCCUCGAUUCCGGCGGCGGCAAGGGCAAAUAUUUCGGAGCUGGCAAAGAUCGCGGUGGAAUUAAGCCUUGAGAUAGCCAAAGGGACGGCUGAUUUGGGCCGGAAAUUUAACGGAGGCGGAGGCGGAGCUUUCGAGGUUUGCGUGGAGGUGCUGCAGAACACGGUGGAUGAGCUGAAUGACACUCUUUCCGUCGUUGCUAGCCCCAAUUGGAGUCGCCGGACGGCCGAUGUGAAGACGUGGCUCAGUGCGGCGCUCACUAAUCCGGGCACUUGUAUUGAAGGGUUUGAGGAUGUGGAUGAGAAUAUUCCGGCGAGCAUGAAGAAGAUGCUUGAUAGUCUCUCACAGCUCAUUAGCAACGCUCUCGCUAUUUUUAACUACGUUGCUGCGGAAGAGAGCAACGGAAGUGCUCAGAAAAUUUCACCGCAGAAUCGCCGGCUCUUGACUUAUGACAAAUUUUUCUCUGGGCUAAUUUGAUGUUCAUCUGAGUUGAUAUAGGGGUGGAGAAUUUGUACUCUUGAAAGAGAGGUCAUAAGUUCAAAUCCCACAUGGGGUAAGGUAUGUAUGCUUGUUUGUAGCACAAGGUAGUCACAUAUGACUAUAAUCUAUCAGACCAUUCACAUAGUGGACUAUAAAAGAAUCUUUCUUUCUUUCCAAUGAUGGAAUCUGAAAUAUUGUGUCUAGUUCGAAUGACUAUCAUUUGGAUUGAUUGGCUGGUGUUAAAUUUCAACUGAAAUUAUACUACCAAUUGUAAUAUCCUUCCAUGUAAUGCAAUAUUUUUAUUUUUAA